Molecule: messenger RNA, 1092 nt
Organism: Encephalitozoon cuniculi GB-M1
Lineage: Eukaryota; Fungi; Microsporidia; Unikaryonidae
Product: Rab GDP dissociation inhibitor
Exons: 1
Coding region: 1-1092 (363 amino acids)
Biological process (GO): vesicle-mediated transport; protein geranylgeranylation; small GTPase-mediated signal transduction
Cellular component (GO): nucleus; Rab-protein geranylgeranyltransferase complex; cytoplasm
Molecular function (GO): GDP-dissociation inhibitor activity
Source: RefSeq, marked provisional
AUGGAGGAGUUUGAGUUGUUUGAUCUAGGCUUCGAGGGAACGACGAUCAGAGAUAGCCUGCGAUUCCGAAGAGAAGGAACCUUUAAUGCGAUAGUCUUUGAUAGCAACAACUCCUAUGGCUCUACAUACCAUGGAUACUCUGGCCUGAAGAAGAGUAAGUAUAUCGACGAGUGUGUCCUCAACAAGGGCACCGGAGAUGCAAGGCUCUUGCUUGAGGCAUUUCCUGCAGUAUUUCGUCCAACAGACAGGCAUAUUCCAGAGCUUCAGGAGACGGGAAUGAUGGAAUUUCUUCACCUCAUAAAAAUACAGAAGCAUUUCUAUGUCGAUCCAUCAGGGAAGACAUACAGGAUACCAUACACCAAGACAGAGAUUGCAGACUCUGACGCCCUGAGUCUCAAGGAAAAGAACUUGGUUGGGAGACUACUUAAUGGGAAACUAUCUCUUGAAGAGCUUUAUGAGUCGCUGUCUGAAAAGACAAGAGAAGUCUUAACGAACGGGGUUGUCUGCGAUGGCAGGAACCACAAAGAGAGGAUGGCGAGGUACAUGAGAAACUUCGGAGAUGUUCCGUUUCUGUACCCGCGGCAUGGCCUCAAGGAGAUAUCGGAGAUGUUUUCGAGGUGCAAUUCGAUGUGUGGCGCUGGGUAUGUUCUUGACAGUGCACUUGUAAUUUCUAAUAAGACCAAGGAAACGCUGGACAUGUUCUCUCUGAAGCAGAAGGACGGAAAAACGGUCCCGCCUGAGUAUAUGCACAGAAUCGACACCAGUUACGGGACGAUUUUUACAAAGAGGAUUAUAAGGGCCGAAAACAAGGAGCUUGUAAGCCAUGUAAGGGCUAUCAAUACCGAGAGGGAGGUGCUUGCCAAGACUUUUUUUGCAUUUGUGCAGCGAGAAACCACCUCAAUGAAGGUGAUUGGGUUGAGCUCAGACACCGAAUGUUGCCCAGAAGGAACCUACCUCACGUACGUUAUCAAAGCAGACGAGCCAGUCACAGAGGAAGACCUGAAACUUCUGCAUGUAGAAGAAAAGGGUGUGAUUGAGGAUAUUUCGUACCAAACGAAAUUUUCGUUUGAGUUUGACUCUCUAGACGAGUGA